Messenger RNA from Peromyscus californicus insignis, 3736 nucleotides. RefSeq names its product sprouty RTK signaling antagonist 1 (gene Spry1). The coding region runs from base 1638 to 2660 and encodes 340 amino acids. The transcript is spliced from 2 exons. Gene Ontology annotation, biological process: negative regulation of fibroblast growth factor receptor signaling pathway; multicellular organism development; negative regulation of MAP kinase activity. Gene Ontology annotation, cellular component: cytosol; membrane. The record is from RefSeq and is a predicted model, not a curated record. NCBI's taxonomy places the organism in Eukaryota, Metazoa, Chordata, Mammalia, Rodentia, Cricetidae.
GGACCGGGGCGGACCGGGCGAUCCUGGCGGUCCUCGAGCAGCCCGUGCCAAGCGCGCGGCACCCGAUGGCGCUGGGGAUCCAGCGCCCGCCUGUGCUCCGAGCGCAGUGCCUCUGGACGCGGGGAGAGGGCGCUGCCUCCUCCCGCCCGCGAGCUGUUUUCAUUCAUAACUUUCCCCGGCCGGACCCGCCGCCGCUCCGUGCCCUUGAGGCCUGGGCGCGGGGCCCAAGAGCCCGGCGGUGCUGCCCACAGUGCUGUCUGCGCGCACCAGCUUCUCCCUGGGCGGGUGCGGGGCGCCUAGGUGCUCCGCCAGAGCGAACUUGCUUGGGAAUGCCCUGUAAAAUGCGAAUUAAAGGCAUGCCUGGGGGUUUCAUUACUUAAGCCAUUCCCACGUCUUCCUUUCUUGUGGAUGAGACUUGGCACAUUUAAAGUCUUCGUUUUGGAGUUUUAAAUUUUUAAAAAUAGAUAGGUCACGGGAGUAACGAUUGGCCGUUUUCCAGUAUCGUUUAGGACUUCGGCACUAAAGCCUGUUGUCACGGAUGUUUCUCGUGUGAGGAGAAGGUAGAAUAAACUAGAGGGCCCCCAAGAAGCUAAUACAUAUGUAGUCUGGGAACAUUAGUUAGCAUCCGUAGCAAGCUGUCUCUCCUUGAGACUUUUUUCUAUUGGCACUGGGAAAUUGCAGAGGGGUGUCGUCUUGAAUUAGGGUGCCUCUGUGGGUUUGGAGGGCAUUUGUGUGAAAAAUAUCCUACAUGCCCACUGCCCAGAAACGGAAACGUUCAGCGUUUGGUCUGUUUUAGGAAGAAUACGUUAUACAUUGGAAAUUAUUUCUUGAUGUGGAAAUGUGUUCGUUGUCUCAAGAUAUUAGUGUAUUUUAUCACAAAAAGUAGGUCGAUUCAGGGCUUGUUGAAAAUCAAGGUCUGCCGUGUAGAUGAAUGGAAGGAAAUAAAGAUAAUGCAGAAAGACCAGGGUUCCUUCCCCUGCUCUACAGGCUUGUGCAUAAAAGUUGUUCUUGUUACGUGAGUGAGCCUUGUUUAACCUUUCAAGAAACUUAAACCUCAGGUUUGUGUGUGUGUGUGUGUGUGUGUGUGUGUGUGUCCCAGUGCCAGGAAGACAGCCAGAGCCGCAGCCUUCUUCAUUCCUUGUAGAUUCUUUUUCUUAUCUCACAGGUCAGUGAUGAGCUUUAGAUCCUGACUCUGCCGAAAACGGCCAUUUGAGAUUCCACGUGAGCUCGGAAUAUCUUCAGUGUUUUGGAAAUUGCUUUGAUUAAUUUUCUCAUUAAUCUAAAGCUCUUAACAGCGUACAAAUGGCCAAGAGGCCACAGCACUAAAGCCAUUCUUAAUCGUUGAAAAGUAGCUGACAUUUUCCCUACGUGAACUGCCAGUGAACUGAUUGUGAACUCUCCGAGAACAGUUCCAGGGUGCACACUGAAUGCUCCCUUCGAAGGCAUAUUUCAUUUUAAUUAUUUGUUAGGUUUGCAAACAGGAAGACAUGACUUCCUCUGCUUUUUAGAAGCUGGAGAACAACUUUUAAUUUUUAUGGCAUGAGGUCUUUUGCUUGCCUGCUUCCUGUGAUGUGGUCCUCUACAAUCUUUUUUGGAGUUGGACUCCUGCCAGGAUUCUGCAUCAUUGAAAUCAGCCGAUGGAGGCGAUCAUUACCAGGAUUUCCGAUGCAUGCCAGGUUUCUGCUGACUGCCGGAAUUGGAGAUCACUCCACAUGGAUCCCCCAAGCCAGCAUGGCAGCCACACUUCGCUAGUGGUGAUUCAGCCACCGGUUCUGGAAGGGCGGCACAGGUUAGACUGUGACAGGGACACUCAGCCUGCCGCGAUUCUGUCCCUGGACCAGAUCAAGGCCAUCAGAGGCAGCAAUGAAUACACAGAGGGACCUUCAGUGGUGAGAAGACCGGCUCCUCGCACUGCACCGAGACCCGAAAAGCAGGAAAGGACUCAUGAAAUCAUACCAGCCAAUGUGAACCACAGCUACGAGCACCGACCUGCCAGCCACUCCGGCACUGCCAGGGGCUCGGUGUUGAGCAGGUCGACCAGCACCGGAAGCGCAGCCAGUUCAGGGAGCAGCAGUAGCAGCAGCGCGACUUCUGAGCAGGGCCUGUUGGGAAGGUCUCCGCCCACCAGGCCCAUCCCCGGUCAUAGGUCAGAUAGGGUCAUCCGGACCCAACCCAAGCAGCUGCUUGUGGAUGACUUGAAGGGUUCCUUGAAAGAGGACCCCACCCAGCACAAGUUCAUCUGCGAACAGUGUGGCAAGUGCAAGUGUGGAGAGUGUACAGCCCCUCGGGCUCUGCCCUCCUGCCUGGCCUGCAACCGCCAGUGCCUUUGCUCGGCUGAGAGCAUGGUGGAAUAUGGGACCUGCAUGUGCCUGGUCAAGGGCAUUUUCUACCACUGCUCCAAUGAUGACGAUGGGGGCUCCUACUCAGAUAACCCGUGCUCCUGUUCACAGUCCCACUGCUGUUUCCGAUAUCUAUGCAUGGGAGCCCUGUCUUUAUGCCUCCCCUGCUUGCUCUGCUACCCUCCCGCCAAGGGCUGCCUGAAGCUGUGCAGGGGUUGUUAUGACUGGACCCACCGCCCUGGCUGCCGGUGUAGAAACUCCAACACUGUCUAUUGUAAGCUGGAGAGCUGUCCCUCAAGGGCUCAGGGCAAGCCGUCAUGAUUUCUGGAGGUGGAUUAGACCUGAAUGUCCAGCUUCCAACUGUGGCUGUUAAGAAACGUGGUAUUUCUUCCCGUCGGUCUCUGAUGCUCCUCAGUAGGAGUGAACUGUGAAACUGCACCCAGCUUGCUCCCACCCCACCUCAAGGGUUCUGGGAGCUGGGAGUGCCUCUGGAGCCUUUGUGUGCUGCAUCAGCCUUCCCACUGUGUCUGUGAGGAUGUAUGCACGCCCAGACUUGGCUGAGAGAUGUUUGGGGUCGGGUACUGUGGGAUCAGGGACUUGGUUUGGUUUAUUAAAAAGUAACCAUGUAAGUGCUUAAAUAAGCUAUAUAUUAAUCUGCCUCUGAUGAGAGCUAUCUUAGCCUCCCAUCCCCAAGUCCAAUGGGAGGGUCUACUUCUUAGAACACAGUUCGCUCGGCAGCAGCUCACUGCCCUCCCCUUCCAGCAGCCCUCGGAUUCUCCCCACAAUGCACUCUGGAGAUGCCAAUGGGUCAUCCCUCCUUACCGCCCCUUUUUGGUCAUAGUUCUGGAUUCCCUCUGCAGCGUUGGUCUUCACAUUAGAGAUGAUGGUGGCUAAUCCUUGUUCCACCUCUAGCGCCCCUGUCUGUGAAGGCCUUCCUUCCCUUCCCACCCCCUCUUCACCGAGGGCUGUUGGUAACUGUAGUUGAAAUUCCUGUCUGAUCCGCCCCUGGGCCUCUCAGAGCUACAGCUCCGUAAGGUGCCUUUGGCCUCUGACUGGCCUUUUGACUCUUAACAGCUGGGUAUUUCCAAUCCUUCCUGUGUUUUCAUUGCCUUAACCACAAGUUGUGGUGCUUUUUGUAUAUUAUAUGUAUAAAUCAUAAAGUUGAAUCCUGGCUAUUUUUAAGACAAAAGUCUGUUAAACUUUUUUUAUUGUAAAGAAUAUUUAUUAUGCGAAUCUCUAUUAUUUUAUGAUAUUUAUUGCAAAAGACUGUUGAAAUAUACUCAUGUCUGAUUAUAACAUAUCACUACUUCCUGAAAAACAAGGUGACUCAAAGAAAGUACAUAAAGUACAUAUAUGUUAACUACAAUGGAGAAAAUAUAUCAGUUAAUGAAACUGUC